AUGGAGGUUUACAUAGAGGGUUUGCACGCGGACUUGAAAGCAGUCCACGAGAAGCUGGAUACGAAGACCGUCGAGGCAUCCACAGAUCGAUCCCAGGGAAUUGGAGCAGGAUCGCUUCCUCCUGAUAUCCGUGAAAUGCUGAACAAGAUCUUAGAGGAAAGAGAAGCAAGAGAUUCGCUUGCCUUCGCUCCGGUGGACGAAGUGAAACGCCUUUCGAAUGUGGUGAACGGGAAAGUUUCGUGGAGCGAUUUCCAAAAUGGUUUGCGCCGAAUCGACGAAAUGCGAGUCUUUCUCGAAACGGCCGCCGAGAAGGUCUUCAUUGGUCACAAACAAUUCGUUCUGCAGGAACUAGAUAAGAAGGCGGACGCUGAGGCAGUGAACUGGGGGUUGAGAGCUAAGGGAGACGAACACGAAGUGAAAGCCCUCCGUGCACGAGUCGAGCAUCUUGAGCGCCUGCAAGGAGCCUUGUUCCGAGAUGUUGAGUGCAUACGCUCUGAAGUGAACUAUUUGACCGAGAGAAUGUCGCCUGCCGUAGUGAGAAACACUACAGUUUGCAAGAUCAUGUGGGAUUUGCUCGGGCUCAGUGAUCCAACCGCAAAGCGGCUGUUGACCGAAUGCAGUGCUCCCCCGGAUCCUCUGACGUUCCCGAAAACCCCAAGAAUUCCUGGACCCGAGCGAGACAACCAGGAGGGCCCUCAAAAACGGGGAGAUACCCGUGGGAGAAGAGCUGCCACGCCUCUGCUGCUGUUGCCUUUUGGCCCUUCCUCCGACAUUGUUUCUGUAGGCCAUAUGGGUGACGAUCUGAACUUGGACUGCGAUGCGUAUUGGCUGCGGCACUGUGAAUUUGCAGACGAGUCCUGCAAACGCGACGUUUUGUUGCUACCCUCGGAGAAACUCGAGAUGCUGACCGAAUUCGCUGACGGCAUCACCAAGAAAACACAGAGGGAGGAGGAGCGGCGCCUCGCAAACCUGGACUGGAUGGUGAAGGAAGUGUUGAAGGUACACCCCGAACACACUUGGAUUGCGAGAUGA
Molecule: messenger RNA, 1032 nt
Organism: Neospora caninum
Lineage: Eukaryota; Apicomplexa; Conoidasida; Eucoccidiorida; Sarcocystidae
Exons: 9
Coding region: 1-1032 (343 amino acids)
Source: RefSeq, a predicted model, not a curated record